This is a messenger RNA of Eucalyptus grandis, 687 nucleotides long. RefSeq lists its product as uncharacterized. The record is from RefSeq and is a predicted model, not a curated record. NCBI's taxonomy places the organism in Eukaryota, Viridiplantae, Streptophyta, Magnoliopsida, Myrtales, Myrtaceae. The transcript is spliced from 4 exons. The coding region runs from base 57 to 662 and encodes 201 amino acids.
UGCAGAGAGGGAAAUCCCAAUGGAACAGGAGGAGUAGAUAAAGGAGGCGCAGAAGCAUGGAAACAGAGGGCGGCGAAGUGUUGCCCUACCAUGGUGGCCGACAUCUUGCUCGAGCUGCGGUGGCUCUUCGGCGAUCGCUUCCCGCGGGGCUGGGGCGCCAAGCGGCGGAGAUCGGCCCUCUCCCGCGGCGGCAGCAGCAACAGCAGCCGCCGCCGGCGAAGUGCUCCGCCCGCGCCGUGAUCGAAGACAAGGCGAUGGGCCAGCAGCCGAAGGUCCACGCGGCGAGCCCCGACACGCCUCUCUCCUUCUCCCCGAGCGAAUCUGAGGGCAACAAGCCCAAGCAAUCCCACUCCAGGAGAAAACCCACCAAAAGGAAGAGAGAGGACUGGUUGAACCUCAUAGCGUUGCUGGAGGAGCAAGGCAACGCUCUGAGAAAGGAGGUUGAGAAUGUGCGGCGUUAUCGCGACAAAGUGAAGGCUUUGAAUUCGGAGUCGAAAGCCAGGAAGGAAGAGCUAAUGAUUCGGGUCAUACCCGGAGAGUCCGGGCAAGCACCGAACCCGAGCACGCGCUUGACUCUGGCGGGCCAACCGGCUGAACCCACGGCGGCACCUCUCCCUUCUGGCUCCGAUUGCCACCCCCGGCCGGUUCUUGAUCCGACGUGAAUUUUCAAGCUAAAUCUGUCGGAAA